This is a messenger RNA of Rangifer tarandus platyrhynchus (Svalbard reindeer), 1977 nucleotides long. The record is from the annotation of a GenBank genome assembly. Lineage: Eukaryota; Metazoa; Chordata; Mammalia; Artiodactyla; Cervidae.
AUGACGGGCGGAAGGUUCGACUUCGACGAUGGCGGCACCUACUGCGGCGGCUGGGAGGAGGGCAAGGCGCACGGGCAUGGCAUCUGCACGGGGCCCAAGGGCCAGGGCGAGUACUCGGGCUCCUGGUCGCACGGCUUCGAGGUGGUCGGAGGCUACACCUGGCCCAGCGGCAACACCUACCAGGGCUACUGGGCGCAGGGCAAGCGGCACGGGCUGGGGGUGGAGACGAAGGGCAAGUGGAUGUACCGGGGGGAGUGGUCACAUGGCUUCAAGGGGCGCUACGGGGUCCGGCAGAGCCUGUGCACCCCCGCCCGCUACGAGGGGACCUGGAGUAACGGGCUGCAGGACGGGUACGGCGUGGAGACCUACGGGGACGGAGGUACCUACCAGGGCCAGUGGGCCGGCGGCAUGCGGCACGGCUACGGCGUGCGCCAGAGCGUGCCCUACGGCAUGGCCACGGUGAUCCGCUCGCCGCUGCGCACGUCGCUGGCCUCGCUGCGCAGCGAGCAGAGCAACGGCAGCGUGCUCCACGACGCCGCGGCCGCCACCGACAGCCCGGCCGGCACCCGCGGCGGCUUCGUGCUCAACUUUCACGCCGACGCCGAGCUCUCGGGCAAGAAGAAGGGCGGCCUCUUCCGCCGGGGCUCCCUCCUGGGAAGCAUGAAACUGCGCAAGUCCGAGUCCAAAUCGUCCAUCUCAAGCAAGCGCAGCUCGGUCCGCAGCGACGCGGCCAUGAGCCGGAUCAGCUCCAGCGACGCCAACUCCACCAUCAGCUUUGGCGACGUCGACUGUGACUUCUGCCCCGUGGAGGACCACGUGGACGCCACCACCACGGAGACCUACAUGGGCGAGUGGAAGAACGACAAGCGCAGUGGCUUCGGCAUCAGCGAGCGCUCCAACGGCAUGAAGUACGAGGGCGAGUGGGCAAACAACAAGAGGCACGGCUACGGCUGCACCGUCUUUCCCGACGGCUCCAAGGAAGAGGGCAAAUACAAAAAUAAUAUUCUGGUCCGCGGAAUAAGGAAGCAGCUGAUACCAAUAAGAAAUACAAAAACUAGGGAGAAGGUGGACAGAGCGAUCGAAGGCGCACAACGGGCAGCCGCCAUGGCAAGAACCAAAGUGGAAAUAGCGAACUCCAGGACCGCCCACGCGAGAGCCAAAGCCGACGCCGCAGACCAGGCCGCGCUGGCCGCCCGCCAGGAGUGUGACAUCGCGAGAGCUGUGGCCCGAGAGCUGUCGCCUGACUUCUACCAGCCAGGCCCAGAUUAUAUCAAACAGAGAUUUCAGGAAGGUGUAGAUGCUAAAGAAAAUCCCGAAGACAAGGUCCCGGAAAAGCCCCCCACACCAAAGGAAUCGCCUCACUUCUACCGCAAAGGCACCACACCCCCAGAGUCUCCUGAGCCAAGUCCCAGAGAAGGCCGCUCUCCCUCCCCAAAGCCCGCAAGGAAGCAGAACCCCAGUUCAGGGGCGAGACUCAACCAGGACAAACGCAGCGCGGCUGAGGAGAAGGUGACGGCUGCUGUCAACAAGCCCUUGGCCUCCAAGGCGCCCCCGAAGGAGGCGGGGGCGGCCGUGCCCUCCUCCAAGUACUCUGGCCGCCACCACAUCCCCAACCCCAGUAACGGGGAGCUGCACUCUCAGUACCACGGGUACUACGUGAAACUGAACGCCCCCCAGCACCCUCCGGAGGACACGGAGGAGGAGGGGUCGAGCCAGUCUUCCUCGGCACUGGUGCACAAGCCGUCACCCAACAAGUGGAGUCCCCCUAAAUCUGUGACAAAACCAGUUGCCAAAGAAAGCAAAGCUGAGCCAAAAGCUAAGAAGUCUGAACUUGCUAUACCAAAGAACCCAGCGAGCAGCGAUGCACGCCCUGCUUUGGAAAAAGAAGCCAAUUCAGGCCCUAAUUCAAUCAUGAUCAUCCUCGUCAUGCUGUUGAAUAUCGGGUUGGCCAUUCUUUUUGUUCACUUUCUAACUUGA